CUCGCUCCAUCCCCAACAUCCCCGGCGCCGGGGGGAAAAGCUACCAGGGAUGCGUCUCGUCAGCCUCGCGCGCGCGGCCCCUCGCGUCCGCGCGGCGUCGACGGCGGCCACCCCCACCCUGGCGGCGGCGCUGAAGGUGGGCGACGCGCUGCGCCCGCGCCGGCGGCGGUUCACGGAGGAGGACGUGGCGGCGUACGCGGGGGUGAGCGGCGACCGCAACCCCGUGCACCUAGACGACGCCUUCGCGCGCGGGACGGGCGGCUUCCAGCGCGGCCGCGUGGUGCACGGCAUGCUCGUCGCCUCCCUCUUCCCCGCCCUCAUCGCCUCCCACUUCCCUGGAGCCGUGUACGCGAGCCAGUCCCUCAAGUUCGCGGCGCCGGUGCACGUCGGGGACGAGGUGGUCGCGCAGGUGCAGGCGCUCCACAUCAAGGCCACCGGCGCAAGGCACAUCGUCAAGUUCGCCACCAGGUGCUUCAUGGACGACGAGGAGACUCUCGCCAUCGACGGCGAGGCCAUGGCUUUUCUGCCCACACUGCAGCUCAGCACAGAGGCAAUCGAGUGACAAGUUUCAGGAAAGUGGGAGAAGGAACAAUGGAGCGUGAGAAGUAAGGCGGGGGAUAAUAUGCGGGAGUAGCAAAGACAGUGAUCCCAUAUUGGCUGUAACCUGAGAAGAUGUGUUCCCUCUUUCCCUCCAAAACUGAGCAGAAGCAAGUUGUACUGAGCAAAAGGAGAGCAAACAGUAAGCAUCAACCCCGUGGUAUUCCUUCAAAAAUUUAAACUUUAAACAGCACACUUCAGAUGUCUAAUGGACAAUUUUUACAUCUGGACUCACUUCUGAAAACUCAAAAUAUUUCAAAAUCACAUACAUACCACUUCAAGGAGAAAAAACAAUAGAAUUGAUGACCGCCUGUAGGACUGACUGGAAAUGAGACAUAGAAGUAUAAACGUGUAGCAGGACCAGUAGGCAUUGUUGGCACCCUGAUAACAUUAUACUCCAUCUCAAAUGUAGUGCUGUUCUGGCUCACACUGGUGGACCGAUCAGUGGUGUAGGCGUCAUAGCUCAAGUUCGGGUCAUCGCCGCUGCUACCGCCGUGGAAGCCAUUGUUUGUGUUGCCUCCAACACGCCCAUUCUCUAGCUCGACAUAUUCCUGCAAUUGUGCCACCACAUCGGUCAUGUGGGACGCUGCACCGAGGCUUGUGCGCAACCUUCCACACAUUUGAAUAUAUAUUACUCCCUCCGUCCUAUAAUAUAAGAGCGUUUUUUAUGGGACGGAGGGAGUACUAGUUUGCUGUGGAAGCCUCGAUCUAUUCAAGAGUUUGCUGUGGAAGCCUCGGACACGUGGGACGCUGCAAACUAGUAAUAUAAUCUGGAUUCACAUACGUACCUUGUGCAGAUUCAAGUGCGAUGCGGAGUCUCUGUGUCCAAGUCAAACAUGCUCCAUUGCGGUUGCUUCCUGCAAGUAGAUUGCACUGGAACGUGAAUACCAAUUUUUUUUUUCAGUUCGAAGUGCUCAAGUAAUAAUAAUAUCGCCUCGUAGGAAUUCAAGAAUAGAGCUAAUGUUUUCUCUGAAGAAACACCGAACAGUCUGAGCUAUAAUGUUACAAGACUUGCAUACCUUCAAUGUGCUCUUGCAGUGUUCCUUCAGACAUGUACUCAUAGACGAGUGCCAUGUACUCCCCAUCCUUGCAGUAGCCUAUCAUGGAGACAAGAUUCUUGUGAUGAAUCCGGGACAAAAUUUGAGCCUGCACGAUGUUCAUAACUUGUCCAAUUUCAGUCCUUAAUUUCAUACACACAUUUGUGCCCUUGAACAUAAAGUGCAGUGAAAAAGAAUCUACCUCUGCGAGGAACUCCUUGACUGGAAGAAUGCGACCGCAACUUCACUGCUACCUGGGUGCCGUCCUCCAAGAAGCCGUCGUAGAUGUACCCGAACCCUCCCCGACCAAGCACUCGCUGGAAGUUGUUUGUUAUCAUCUGAAGCUCCUUGUAUGUGAACCGGCAGUUCUCGAGUCGCAACGAGCCAUCCACAGACACCGUUUACCAUUGCAUAGCUCGUCGUCAUCUCAUUUUGGGGUUUCACGGAGUUGCUCACUGAUCCUUCAUAGAAAAAAGAUGGCACAUCUAACGUCAACUAUGUUCUCUCAUGUGAAAAAAGGUCAGAGAAUUGUCGUGCUCAUGCCAAAGCCUCACCUGGCCUUUUUCGUCUUACAAAACAAAAAAGUAGUACCACCAAUAGUAUCACGAGAAUCACAGCCACAGGAACUGCAAUGUAAAUGGCCAACAUGUUGCUCCUUGUAGUUUUAGCAGGCUGGCAUGAAUGGCCGUUGGUGCACAGGUUUGGAUUGUUGCCAUAUCUAACCAAAAAACCAACAUGCUUAAUGAAAUUUAUCUACUUUUACACAUGAGCUAUACAGAAUUGGGGCAAACUUACCUUAGAAUCAGGGAGCCAUCUUGAACUCUUUUGAGAAGUCCAGAGGGAAUUGAUCCACUGAGCUGGUUGGCUGACAACUACUCUGAAACCACCUUUAUUCAAGAACAAGAAAACUACACAUAAAUCUUCUCCAAAAACAAAGAAACUAUAAACGAGGCCAAAAUAGACUGAGAACUCCCCUCACAAGUAUUUGACAGCCUUGAGAUCGGCAAACGAAGCCAAUAUAUCAGCACCGAUGCCACUGGGGGACAGGUUUCUGCACAACGUAAAUAGCCCAGUGGAGCAGUUUCAUGUAGUCAUGUAAUAUACUCCAAUAUAUCUCCGUUAAUUCUGUCACCAACAAAGUCAGUACAGUACUACUCCCUCUGUACGCUAAUGUAAGAUGUUUUUUGCUUUCUUCUAAUUCGAAUGUAUAUAUGUUAUUUCGAGAUUCGAAGAAGCAAGCAAGUUUUUCAUAUAGUUGUUUUUGUGUAGUGAUCUCUGUUCAUGGAGAUCACGAGGCCACUGAUACCCCAUGUGGAUAGGUGGGAUAGAAGAGUGGGCAUGUGGGCUUCUAUCAAAAGA
This is a messenger RNA of Triticum aestivum (bread wheat), 2993 nucleotides long. Its product is annotated as (R)-specific enoyl-CoA hydratase. Lineage: Eukaryota; Viridiplantae; Streptophyta; Magnoliopsida; Poales; Poaceae. Bases 50 to 562 code for a protein of 170 amino acids. Gene Ontology annotation, cellular component: mitochondrion. Gene Ontology annotation, biological process: fatty acid biosynthetic process. The transcript has 4 exons. Gene Ontology annotation, molecular function: (3R)-hydroxyacyl-[acyl-carrier-protein] dehydratase activity. The record is from RefSeq and is a predicted model, not a curated record.